Arachis duranensis is the source of this 1253-nucleotide messenger RNA. RefSeq names its product protein POLAR LOCALIZATION DURING ASYMMETRIC DIVISION AND REDISTRIBUTION. The record is from RefSeq and is a predicted model, not a curated record. Lineage: Eukaryota; Viridiplantae; Streptophyta; Magnoliopsida; Fabales; Fabaceae. The transcript has 3 exons. Gene Ontology annotation, biological process: asymmetric cell division. Bases 6 to 1136 code for a protein of 376 amino acids.
UAGCUAUGAAUCGUAACAAUGAGACUCCAAAGAAGAAGAAGAGCCUCUUAUUUGAAUCCUCAAACCCAAACCUUACUAACUUCCCACGCCGCUUAAGCGUCGCAGAUAUUCUUCUCACCGGUGACGAAGACGAAAACGACGCUAAUUCCAUGGCCGGCGUCGGAAAACCUUCGCUGUCUGCCAGAUGCUAUUCGCCUUGGCGACUUCUUGCUAGGUUGCUUAAGGUUCUGAGGCACACUAAGGGACACACAGUGGCUCUGCGACGGAGGCAGCAGAAUGAGACUCCUCAGUCCACCGCGACGACGCCGUCGCUGAUAAACGUAUCAAAUGGCAGUAAGGAGUUCGGAGAGUUGCACGAUGAUGCUUCUUUUAAGCUAGGAGUUGGUUGUGGUUUACUAUAUAUGAUUGCAGCUAGUAAAAAUGAGCUUGGGAAGAUGGUUGAAUUGCGGAAAGAAAUGGAAAUGCUCCUUCAAAAUGUGAAAGGGGUACUGCAGAGUAAAGAUGCACUUAUCAAGCCAUUGAAGCAGAAUGAGGCUCUUGCCUGUUCCAUAACUGAUGUUCAAGAAGUUUCCGACUUUCACAGUCCCCUUUCAGUUCAUUCAAAAACACCAUAUGUUCACCAAGAGUCAACAAGUGCAGUGGUUCAUAAACAUUUUCUAGAAUAUAAUAUAAAUGACCGUAAUAAACUUGCAGAAGAAAUAAAUGAGCUUGAGGCAGAAUUUGAAGUUGAGUUAGAACGGUUGCAGCUGUAUAUGGAUAGAGAAGCUGUGUAUGAAGAUGCAAAACACGAAAUAUUUAAGGUAAAUGCUGAGGACUCCCAUUCAAAGAGCCAUAGUUUGAGUUCUGGUGAAAUAGUGAUGGACCCGCAAGGAGCAUGUGCUGAUGUAUCUUUUGCAGUUCCUCCAGUUGAACUGGAGAGAAGAUUGCAUGAACUGCUACAAGCAAGAAUGCAAGAACAGAUAUCGGAGUUGGAGUCUGCUUUAGAAUGCACCACUCAUAAGCUUGCUGAGAAAGAGAUUGAGGUUACUUGGUGGAAAGACACUGCAAAACUUGUGUCGCAGCACCUUCCAGAAACUUCUCGGUUUACGUUCCGUCUUGAUCCUGAUACUGCUUUGAAGUUGAGUCAAGUUGUAUAGCUUUUGAAAGAGUGAAGUAUAGGCCAUUGUGGUUUUUGCACAACGUAGUAACAACCUGUUGCUCCAUUUUUUCUUUUCAUUUAAAUUUCUGGUUCAGUCAUGGAGCAUAUAAUUUGG